CAAUCACCUUCCUUUCCACACGUCAUCACUGGGCUAGGCCGCAAUACUUAUUCUACCCAACAUACAGCAUUUGAGCCUGAUAAGUUUGGGUCCAAGUAAUGGAACUAAGGGAAUAAUAGACAUGAAUUCUGAUUACCGUACUGUACCUACCGUUCCACAUUCCUCACUGCUCAGACUCAACACAAAGCACCCCCAACUAAAGUCACCAGACGCCAAGAAAUCCUGCAUCACUUCCACAGCAACUUCUCUGUGACCUGCCAACCAACCAGCAACUCACCCGCCCACCUAGGUCACCUCAAAUAAACCAACCCGGUCCCGUCCGUCAUGAUAACCCACACCUGGACCAACCUAAUCCUGAUCCGCCUAAGCAUCCUCCUCCUGCAGCACGCCCCGCUGCUCGAGGCCGCCCUCCUCCUCAUCCUCCAUCUAACCUCCCCAAUCCCACGCCCCCUGUGGACAACCCUGACCCAACUCGGCCUUCUCACCCUGCUCACCCUCGAAGCCCUCUUCUACCUAGCCCUCUACCGCCCGCACAAGGCCCGGCUGCAGCGGACGGUGGCCGCCCACCCCAACCCGCCCGACCGCUCCACACGCGAGGCGCUGUUCGCCCGCUGCGUCGCCCAUGUGCCCGACUGGGAGCGCUACCUGCGGGGGUGGUUCCAGGGGGCGGACGCGGGCGAGAUCAGGCGGGAGAAUGUCCGGGAGUUUGUGGGCUGGGCGUUUUUCGGGAGGGAUGUCACGGGUACGGGUACGGGCACGGGCGGUGCAGGAGGCGACGGGUUGGAGGAGGAAGAGGAAAGGGAAAUGCAGGGGUAUCUGGCGCAGAUUGAAGCGCUGCUGGGCCGCCCGCUGCCGCCGGGCAGGGGAAGCGCGACGGCGCUGCGGUUGACGCUGGACCCGGUCGAGGUGCGGUACCGGAGCGUGGUGUGGUACGGGCUUGUUGCGGCGGUGGAUUUGGUGACGCAUUUGUUCCUUUGCUGGCAGCACGGGUUUGUCCACUACGCGCCGCACCCGCGGGCGGGGUCGUUCCCGCCGAGGAUUGUGCUGCCGCCGCGGGGAGGGCUGGUGCGCCGGUCGUCGGCGUCGGAAACGUUGGGCUACUACUUCCGCGAACACCGCUCGAGCAGACACCUGCCGGUGGUGUUUAUCCAUGGGAUUGGGAUCGGGCUGUGGCCGUACAGGGAGUUUCUGGGGGAGUUGUAUCAUGAUCCUGAAGCUCGCGGGGAUGAGCAGGUCGGUGUUCUCGCGCUUGAGAUGCUGUCCCUCUCUGCGCGCUUAACGUCGCCGCCGCUGUCGCCGCAGGCCUUUCUCGAGCAUGUAAAUGCUAUACUAGCUCAGCACGGACGACAGUGGGAUCGCUUUGUGCUGGUCACGCACAGCUACGGCUCGGUGGUGGCGACGCACAUGCUGCGGUCCCCAGUUCUGGGUCGCCGCGUGUGCGGGCUGGUGCUGGUCGAUCCCGUAAGCAUACUCCUGCACCUGCCAGAUGUGGCUUACAAUUUCACCAGGCGAGUGCCGAGGACAGCAAACGAGUGGCAGUUGUGGUAUUUUGCCAGUGUGGAGAUGGGCGUGGCCGAGGGGCUUGGGCGGCAUUUCUUCUGGAGUGAAAAUAUCAUUUGGCGCGAGGAGCUGCUGCUGGUGGGCAGCGACAUUGAAGUAGGCGAAGACAGAGAUAGGCAAGACAAGGGCAAGGGCGGGACUGGGCGAACAAGAAGAGUGGCAGUGUGCCUCUCUGGGAAAGACCUCAUCGUGGACACACAUACAGUCGCACGGUACUUGGCGUCUGACGGGAACAGAGUCUGGUGUGAUCUUGAAGAAGCAUUCAAGAAUGGGCCUGGUGCCCUUACAAACCACUUGGCGCCGUCUGGACUUGAGGUACUGUGGUUUCCUCACUUGGACCAUGCGCAGGUGUUUGAGCAUCGGAAUUAUCGAAAGCGCGUUGUAGAGGUUAUCUCGAGGUUCUGCCGGGUCCAAGUAUGACAUAUAAAUGUACCUUAUAUACCAUAGAGUGUACAUGUAUAUUUCCUGUACAGAAACGUA
Canariomyces notabilis is the source of this 2040-nucleotide messenger RNA. RefSeq lists its product as uncharacterized. The record is from RefSeq and is a predicted model, not a curated record. The transcript has a single exon. Lineage: Eukaryota; Fungi; Ascomycota; Sordariomycetes; Sordariales; Chaetomiaceae. Bases 325 to 1980 code for a protein of 551 amino acids.